This is a messenger RNA of Oncorhynchus tshawytscha (Chinook salmon), 2280 nucleotides long. Its product is annotated as cyclic GMP-AMP synthase. Gene Ontology annotation, cellular component: nucleus; cytosol; site of double-strand break. The transcript is spliced from 7 exons. Lineage: Eukaryota; Metazoa; Chordata; Actinopteri; Salmoniformes; Salmonidae. The record is from RefSeq and is a predicted model, not a curated record. Bases 287 to 1966 code for a protein of 559 amino acids. Gene Ontology annotation, molecular function: double-stranded DNA binding; chromatin binding; 2',3'-cyclic GMP-AMP synthase activity. Gene Ontology annotation, biological process: activation of innate immune response; positive regulation of defense response to virus by host; negative regulation of double-strand break repair via homologous recombination.
GGAAUAGUGGCAGGAAACGGGGAUAUGCUGUCACAGAGAGAAGGAGCACAGUAAGUGAGCCGACACGGAGAAGAGCAAUAGCGACGUCUCAAGUCUGUCACCCUACCAAGCUGAUAUUUGUGACGAAGACGGCAAUAGCAGGCAAAUCUUCACAACCCGUGUAACAUUUCACAAUGGUUGAAUGAUUAUUUAACAAUCGGUCUGGGAUUAUGAGUAAAAUGUCACAAGCCAGGUUGUCUUGAGUAAAAUGUAGCCUGGGCUGGGGUCAUUGUGGUUCGGUAGAAAGAUGAACAGAAGCACACCUCAGAGGGGAUCAUCCUCCAGGAGACAGAGCUCAGUUCCAUCCACACCCUCUGGAGAGCACCAGACAACUCCACCACUCAGAAGGACCCCAUCCACCCCCAUCGACCUCCAACCUAGCCUGGGUAGAGAGGCAGAGGAGGGUGGGUCUCUGGACGGAGAUGGGGGUAGCCCUAUAGAGGACUCUCAGACUGGGGCAUUGCUGGGUCAGGAUGAUGGAAAUGCCAGUACCCCAGCCACACUCACCUCACACCUCCCUAGGCAGAGACCCCACCUGGCAGCCGAGAUCCCCAAACCAGGGGACGAGCUGGCCCCUAUCUCCCCAGAGCUGGCCCGUUGGAUCAGGCUUCGGGCCCAGGACCUUAAGCUCCGCCAGAGUGACCGCCAGUGGGCCGUGGACCUGGUCAACCAUCUCCGGGAAAGCAUGCUGGUCUUCCUCAAGAACAGUGACGAGCAGCCCUACUUCCAGUCAGCCUCUGUGCUCAGCAGUGGUUCAUACUACGAGAUGGUCAAGAUACUCAACCCAAAUGAGUUUGACAUGAUGCUGAAGCUCCAGUCUCCUUCCCGCCUCAAAAUGACUGAACUGGACCAAUACCACGGCCUCUUCUACGAAGUCGCCCUAUCCCGAUCAACCCGUUCCCACAUACGGUCUUUCCUUUUGGACGAUGGGCUCACCAUCUCAGCCAGCAAGAUCAUAAAUGAAAUGCACCGUCUGGUCCGCAAGUUCAUCAGCACCUACAGAGUGCCUGGAAAUAGCUGGCGUUGGGUUGUGAAUAGGAAGCGUCCAAACUCACCAGCGGUGACCCUUUCCCUGUUGGAGGUGGAUAAUGGGAAACAGGAACUACUUUCUGUGGAUGUGGUGCCCGCUCUGGAAGUGCCCUCCUCACAGGGCUGGCCUCUGGCUGCCCGCGCCGGCCCAGAUGUGGACAACUGGCUGGGGAAGAAGACCCGGCGCUCUCUCACCCACCAAACUUGCUUCUUUGUGCCCAAGAAACCCCCGGGACGAAACCUUAGUGAGGCAGCUAAAGAGAGUUGGAGGAUUUCCUUUUCUCACAUAGAAAAGGAACUGAUCAAGACUCAUGGGAACAAGAGGACCUGCUGUGAGACCUCUGCCACCAAGUGCUGCCGUAAGCAGUGCUUCAAGCUCCUUAAGUGCCUGAUCGAGGGACUGAAGCAACGCUACCCUCAAGAGCUGGAUGCUCUGUGCUCCUACCACGGGAAGACAGCCUUCCUACACACCCUCUCGAUCAGGGCCCAGGACUCCCUGUGGACGCCCCGUCAGCUGCCUGCCUGCUUCAUGCACCUCCUAAGGGCCCUGGAGGGCCACGCAAGCAGUGGUCUGCUCCCCCACUUCUUUGUCCCCACCUCCAACCUCUUUGCCCCACCAACCUUCCCGCGCAAAGCUUUGGUGUUUCUGAUUGAGGCUCUGGAGGAGCAGAGGAGACAGGGGCUUCCCCUUUUAAUGCCCCCGGCUCCUGCCCCACCACUGGCAGUGCACUCCCACAGUGACUCCCAGCCCCAGCUUUCCCCUGUUGUACAGCAGACUCCUGUUAUCCAGUAUCCUGUUAUCCUGCCACCCCAAGUUGUUGAGAUGAAAUCCUUUGAGCAAAUGUUCAAAAUUGUGGCUUUGGUUGUGGUUCUUGUCUAUGUUUGUUACCUCCUGUAGAGGUGUCUGUCCUGCCCAUCGGUGGUAGGAAGGUGGCAGAGACAGUCUAUCUUCAGCAGAUGGUGGUAAAAUGACAUGCAGCUGUAGAAAAUGGUAUGCCAUUUUGAAACAGUAUAACAUAGGAUAGGAUUCCAGAUUUGUAUUUCUCUCUAAAUCUUUUCUUUGCUCUAGACAAACACAAUUAAACAUUUAGCCCAAAAGUAAAAAUUUUGAAUUUGUAUAUACAGUGCAUUCGGGAAUUAUUCAGACCCCUUUUUCCACAUUUUUUUAUGCUGCAGCCUUAUUCUAAACUGUUCCUCAUUAAUCUACACACA